AUGUCUGAACUACCUGGUAUAAAAGUCAAACCUCAAUAUGAAUAUGAUUCUGAUGAAGACACUGAAGGUGGAACUUGGGAACAUAAAAAACGUAUGACAGAAAUGAAUGCUACCAGAGAAUGGGCCGACCAGUUAACAGAUUCUAACAGAGGAAAACAUUUCAUUGGUGAUUUUCUGCCGCCUCAAGAAUUAGAGAAAUUUAUGGAAACAUACAAGGCUUUAAAAGAAGGUCGAACGCCAGAUUAUUCUGAUUAUAAAGAGUUUAAAAUAACGUGUGAGAAUAUCGGGUAUAAAAUGUUACAGAAAUUAGGCUGGCAGGAAGGAGAGGGGCUAGGUCCCGAGGCUCAGGGUAUCACCCAACCUGUCAAUAAGGGAAAUACUAGUGUAGAUAAUAUGGGAUUUGGAGUAGAGAAAGAGUCUAAUUUAAACCAGGGUGAUGAUGAAUUUGAUGCUUAUAGAAAGAGAAUGAUGUUAGCUUAUAAAUUCAGACCCAAUCCAUUGAACAAUCCAAGACGUCCGUAUUACUGA
This is a messenger RNA of Lottia gigantea (owl limpet), 528 nucleotides long. RefSeq lists its product as hypothetical. Bases 1 to 528 code for a protein of 175 amino acids. The transcript is spliced from 5 exons. Gene Ontology annotation, molecular function: RNA binding. Gene Ontology annotation, cellular component: nucleoplasm. NCBI's taxonomy places the organism in Eukaryota, Metazoa, Mollusca, Gastropoda, Lottiidae. The record is from RefSeq and is a predicted model, not a curated record.